GUCAAAUGAUGAUCCUGAAUGCCUCUGAAGUGGAGUGGGAGGAGUUCUCCGGUGCGUCCCCUCUCCAUUUUCUGGACCAAUCAGUUCCACCAUUGACCCCUGAAGCCCCUCCUCUCAGCGUUUGGGGCGUGGCCUUGUGUGUUUCUGGAACUGUCAUUGCUGCUGAGAAUGCCGUGGUCGUGACAAUCAUCUUAGCCAAUCCCUCUCUACGAGCUCCUGUCUUCCUGCUGCUUGCCAGUCUCGGAUUGGCUGAUCUCCUGGCAGGUGUGGCCUUAAUCCUACACUUCCUCUUCCUCUUCUGCGUGGAGCCUAGUGAUUGGUCAGAAUUGCUGAUCUCAGGACUGCUGGUGACAUCAUUGACCGCCUCCCUGUGCAGUCUGAUGGGCGUGGCUCUAGACCGAUACCUGUCUCUAAGCUACGCCCUCACCUAUGGCUCUGGCCAAUCACGGCGCUGUGCUGCUCUCUUGCUAGGUCUAGUUUGGGUGGGGGCAUGUAUCAUAGGGGCGGGGCCAGCCCUAGGGUGGCAUUGCCUCGAUGACGUCACUUCCUGCUCCAUUGCUCGACCCCUAACCCGGACAUACUUAUCUCUGCUGUGUGGAGGUUUCCUGGUGGUCGUCGUGAUAACCUUACAGCUAUACGCCGGGAUCUGCCGCGUCGCUAGGAGACACGCCCACGCCAUCGCCACCCAGCGUCACUUCCUGCCCCAGCACCAACCAUACGCAAGCAAACACAGCGGUGGGCGGGGCUUCUCCAGGCUAGCUGUGAUUCUGGGUGUGUUCGUCGGGUGUUGGAUGCCCUUUUCCCUCUACGGGUUGCUAGGAGACGCGUCCAGCCCCCCGCUCUACACCUAUGCCACCCUGGUGCCGGCAGCUGGAAGCUCCCUGCUGAACCCUCUGCUGUACAGUCUGAGGAACAGAGACAUUCGCAAGGUGCUGGUCCACUCCUGCUGCCCUCACAGACACUCAGAGCAGGCUCAUCAGCCCACGGACGUGUAAGGAGCUGGGCAGCCCUUUCCACAAAGCACCAGGACUGUACCACCAGACAUUGUAGUAUGCACAACCAUAGACACGAUCACACACACACAUCACUCGCACAUGUCCAUCAGAUGGAAUCUCAUCUGAGCUUCAAAAGCAAUCAGAACGUUUUGAUCUGUUCUGCCGGCCGGCGGACAUCUUGAAACGGUUGACCGUCAUCACAGGGGUCCAAUAUACUGUUUCAUCAACUCGUGCCUCAUUCUCAAUCAACUGGAACUCAGACAUAGAGAUCCUAUAUAUCAACAUCCAAAUAUCUCUGGAUUAAAUUAACUGCACUUUAUAGUGAUGAUAUUGGAGGGAGGUUAUGCAGAGGAGCUCAAACACUGAUACUGUAAUGUUUUCUUGUGUCGUUACUGUGUCAGAGCCAAAUGCCAAUUGAAAAUACUUGAAUUCUUCUAAAAACAGUGUUUGUUUAUUCGCAUCGAAAGGCACUUUGAUUGUGAGUUCUUGUUGCACAAUGUUGUUGUUUUUUUAUUUAUAAACAAAUUCAUGUUUUGUAAUGAAAAUUAAAAAAAUAUAUUUUGUAUGGAAAGUGAAGUAAGUUGUUCCAUUUGUCCUCACAGCACACACAAACACAAGCAACUUCAUUGUGUUUGAUCUUUAUUGUACAAUUGAUCAUUUAGAAAGGACACAGAAGAGGUACAUCAUUGGAUAAGCACACACUUUGAACAGCUGAUACAACCAAGGCAAACUUUGGCUUUAAAAUAAAAGGAUAAGAAUAAUUAAUCCUUAAGACAGUUUGUUUGGCCCCCCAAUGACUAUGUUUGCUAUUUGGUAAAGGUUAGCUGAUCUCAGACCUGUGAUUUGGUAAAGGUUAGCUGAUCUUAGACCUGUGAUUUGGUAAAGGUUAGCUGAUCUCAGACCUGUGAUUUGGUAAAGGUUAGCUGAUCUCAGACCUGUGAUUUGGUAAAGGUUAGUUGAUCUCAGCCCUGUGAUUUGGUAAAGGUUAGCUGAUCUCAGAUCUGUGAUUUAAGGCAACUUUGGCCCAAAGCUAUGUAAGAAACAAAAGGCACUUAAGAAGGGGAGGGGCUUUGGCAUCACAGGGACCAGCUCAUUGGCUAGUUCGUAUAAUGGCUGCCAGGGGAUGUAGACGGUUCUGAACGACUGGCCAUUCUGAACGUAGCCCCGCUGUGGAAUGAGUCCCUCAGUGACUAAGGCAACAGUUCCCAUGACAACCAUUUUUUUUUUUUUUUUUUAAGGAAGGAAAGAGGAAAAUGAAAGUGUAAGCUCUUGGUCUUAAACAGAUUGCAGUAUGCAGGAUUAAA
Messenger RNA from Hypomesus transpacificus, 2299 nucleotides. It is a transcript of the gene gpr3, whose product is annotated as G protein-coupled receptor 3. Gene Ontology annotation, cellular component: membrane. Gene Ontology annotation, molecular function: G protein-coupled receptor activity. The coding region runs from base 6 to 995 and encodes 329 amino acids. Gene Ontology annotation, biological process: G protein-coupled receptor signaling pathway. NCBI's taxonomy places the organism in Eukaryota, Metazoa, Chordata, Actinopteri, Osmeriformes, Osmeridae. The transcript has a single exon. The record is from RefSeq and is a predicted model, not a curated record.